Messenger RNA from Nothobranchius furzeri (turquoise killifish), 5071 nucleotides. It is a transcript of the gene swt1, whose product is annotated as SWT1 RNA endoribonuclease homolog. Gene Ontology annotation, cellular component: nucleus. The record is from RefSeq and is a predicted model, not a curated record. Lineage: Eukaryota; Metazoa; Chordata; Actinopteri; Cyprinodontiformes; Nothobranchiidae.
UUUAGAAGACGUCAUCACCGGAUAUUUUGGAAACGGAUGGUUUAGCGGCGUAGAAUUUAUUUUAUUUCUCUCACUCCCACGUUAUUUUCUCUGACUAAAUGGACACACUGUGUUUUUUCUUUGACACCCGAACUAACCUGAGAUAACCGCUGGCUUUGUGUGACAUGAAAACGUUUUGUUUUCAUGUUGGUUUAUCUCGAAAAAGUGAUUCCCGUUCAUAAAUGCCUUCCGCUUUUACAUGGACUUUCUGUCUUCAGGCAUACUUUUGGGAAAACCAAGUUACUAAUUAGUGUCAGCGAAAAAUGCCUAAAGAACACCGAAAGAGAAAAGAAAAAGACGACAAGGAUUUAAGGAAAGAAGAUGACAGAAGAAAAAGUCUUAAAAGGAAGGGAGAAAUCAGAGAGAGACCUGAAAGAUCUACUAGCCAACAGAAAAAAUCCCGGAAAGAUGAUUUCCCCAAAACGCAUUCGACCACAAAACCUGACCAUGGAAGGACAAAAACACACACAGAAGAGCAGAAACACACUAAAACGAAGAGACACAGAUCCAGAAGUGAUUCUGGGCAACGUUGUGGGAAAGGCUAUGGAAAAGAAGAAAAACAAAAUGCUUCUGGUCAUAGUAAAAAAACUAGUGGAACUACACAGCAGGAAAUGAAACACUUAAAAUCCUCAAACAGCAGCAAUGCAGCUUCAGCUUCUCGGGAAACCAAGAUCGCAAAAGAAAGGACGGGUAAAAUAAGUUCUCGGGGUGGCUCUUUAGGUUUGUCUGUACUGGAUGUUCUCAAGCAGAGUGUAAAAAAAAAAGCUGAAAACCCUUCAAGGACUCGAUGUGACAACAGCAAUAGCCGCACUCGGGGGCCUGCCUCUGCUAUUUUCAAGGAUUUUCCACAGCAGAAAAGCAGAGAAAAAGUGGAAAACAGCCACGUAAGGCAUCAGGCUAAAGAGUUACUUGCUAAAAGAAGCCCAAGUAAAAAUUCACACGAUUUAUCUGCCUGUGUCUCAGACAAAUCUUCCAGUUCAGCCAAGCACCCAACCUCAGGAAGUAAUUCAGAGUUGUGGAAGACGGUCACUUCAACCUGUAAAAGGGAAUCACCAGCAUCACAAAUGACAACGUCGCUUCCACAUACUGGGAAAGAAAAGCUUUCUCAAAAAUUUCUGCCUUUCAAAUUUAGGAUACCAAAAAAGAGUCAGACAAAGCCCGGAGAGAAAUCAGAAAGAAACAACAAUGUUACAUCUACAAACCAAAAAGUCGAGAACACACACUUCAGUAAAAAACUUCUAGACUCUGGGCUUUUAGAAAGGAAACCUGAGCUUAAAUCUGCUCAGAGCUGCACAGUUUUGCACGGAGGACAAGAUAAGGUCCUGUCUCCGAAUGUCCAGCUCCCACCUGCAGAGGAUUCCAGUGAUAAGCACGGUUCUGAACAGGCUAAAGUAGUGGAGGAGAUUCAGAACGCCCGCUCUGAGAACAGACUGGAGGUAAAUGUCACGCAGAGCUAUGGUGAACUCACCUCUAUGGACAUAGAUUCUGCAGAGGAAGGACCUGUAAACACGCCGUACCAACAACCCUGUCAGCAAGAGCUAAUCCUCAUUCUGGAUACAAAUAUUCUCAUCAAGCACUUAGAUUAUGUGAAAAAAAUUAAUUCUCAUGGCCUUGGAGCGCUGGGCUUCCCUGUUGUCCUGAUCCCCUGGGUGGUGCUGCAGGAGCUGGAUUACCUAAAAAAAGGACGAGACAAGUUAAAUAAUGUGGCUCACCUUGUAAAUCCCGCCAUCUCCUUCAUUUACAACGCUUUGAAGCGCCGGGACCCUCGCCUGUGGGGGCAGUCUAUGCAGCAGGCUGCCAUGAGCAGCGACGGUCUGAAGAGUGAGAACAACGACGACAGAGUGCUGCAGUGCUGCCUGCAAUACCAGAAACUGUACCCAGAGUGCGCUGUCAUCUUAUGCACCAAUGAUAAAAAUCUGUGCAGUAAAGCUGUCCUGAGUGGGGUGAAGGCUCUGUGUAAGAAUGAUUUGGAGGUAGAGGUCAGGACGUCUGGACAUCUAAUCCUUCAGAGCUCUCGACCUCAAGUCCUCCCUCGUACCGCUGAGGUCACGUUAGACACGAAUCAUGCCGAAGUCCAGCCAUGUGGUCAGAUGGAAGCUGUGGAUGCUAUCAACGAAGAUACCCAGAAGCAAAGGGAAGGAAACGAUAAGCGGAUGAAACUGGAACUUAGCAGAUGCCUGUUUGAGCUAGAAGAGUGUCUGCGGGAGGUGCUGUCUGAUGUGCUGGAGGUGGAGAUGAAGGCUGCAUUUGGGGACAUUUGGAAAGACAUUAUUUUGAUUAAACCGCCCUGGACCACGCUUCAGGGUGUCUUGCAAUGUUUUGACAAGCACUGGAUAGCGGUCUUUGGAUUUGUUGUUCCACGGAAAAUGAAUGAAACACUCUCACACCUCAUCCAUUUCUUUCGCUCAGGGCAAUCUGUGAACAGCUGCUCAACCUCAGCAAUCCUCCAGGAAGCAAAGACGUUCAUAGGAGCGUUUUGGAAAAGUUCGAGGCUCGUACCUCAGGCCGUCACUACCCUGGAAAAUCUUUACAAUACGCUGCAGCCUCGGCGCGAUGUGUUUUUGGAGGAAGAAUCAGUUACCGGUGAUGUCACCAUGAAGGAUGAUGAUGAUGUUGAAGGCAAACCAACCGUCCCUGCUCGGGUCGCUCCUCAGGAAGUGUGGUCCAUGUUUGAGAACAUCUGGUCUCACAUGUUUCAGACAAGUUUGGACGUGUUCAAAGGGCUCGGAUUUGACCCUCACACCAUGCAGACCGCGACACCAGUGGGAGGUCCCGCACCACCGCCACAGGACACCAUAGCCUGUUUGCAAAAACUGUCCUCUGUGGUCUCACAGCUGCUCCAAGCAUUCAGCAGCUUCUUUUGCUCAAGCCCUGAUCCAAACGAAGUCCGGAAUCUGCUCAACAUCAUCUAUUCCAUCAAGAUUGAUAAUGAAAACUGCAGAUUAACAGCUGAAGAUCUCUAUGAUUGUUUCACACAACCACAUUACAGGGAGAAGCUGCGAGUUGGAGGCAGUCAGCUGAUGGAGCUAAAAAAGGCCUUGGACUGUUGUGCUCAGACCUUGGGUCAACACACCGCCUUCAACGGUGCUGAAACACCAAACAGAUGCUGAAAAUCCAACCAAACUUCAAUCAAACUGUUCUGGAUCUGUUUACUCGUGUCUAUAUCAGAACAACAUUCUUCUCCAAACUAAUGAAGGUCUACUAAUGUUUAGUUGUUUUGAAAGGUUUCACCCAUUAUAGAGUUUGCAUAGAAAAGUCUGUUGAGGCUUUUUCUCGGUUUUUGGACCAGAUGAUUGUGGAAGGAUCUUUGAAAUGCCACUGAGCCUUACAAUUUUUUUCUAAUUAGCUUCAGUGGUAGCUUCUACCGAAAGAUGCUCUCUGACUGAAGCCUGGUUCACACCGGACGCAACACAGAUGCGGUCCGGUUUCCGUGCGGCUUCUGCGUAGAUCAAAAAACUUUGGUUCCAAUCAGAGCAUUCACACCGGCUGCGGAUCCAGAUGUGAAACUCCCGCUAGUUUCCACGUGGAGUUUAUUUUUCCAGAUGUCUCAUUCGGAUUGUCAUGAAGUUAAAACAAUUACAUGAGCCAGACAGGAAGUGAGACAUGUUUCAGUGAGGUUCAUCCUGUAUAUUUCAAAAUAAAACCAAAUUAUAUUUGCCAUUUUGUUUAAUUUUUAAUGACAGGGAUAUCAGUUCAGUGUGUUAGUUCACGUCGUUUUUACAGCAAUGUUUUUAAACAUAUUCUCCUCUGGUGGGAUCAGUUAUCCGGAGACAUUCAUCUGUAGUUGGUGUAAGUGGCAGUCCGCCUGGAGGCCGUGCAGUAACCGGGCUGUCUCUGUACCACAGCUGGUGUGAAACCGCCUUUAAGCCCCUUUCACAUCGAGUGCUGAAUGGAUGUGGAACAGAAUCUAUUAGGCUUCUGGUCAGACUGCCAUUUACACCAACUGCAGAUCAUGUGUGAAACAUCUCCCCAACGUUGCUCACGAGUUCACGCACUACGUGUGUAGAGAUCAUACUAUCGUACACUGUAACCAAUAUCCCUGUCAUCAAUUAUAACGAAGCAUUUUAUUUUGAAAUCAACCAGAUGCACCUCACUGCCACACUUCUCACUUCCUGUCUGGUUCAUGUUAUUUCUUCAACUUCAUGACAAUUUGGCUGCAGCAUCUGUAAAAAAAAAUGGCAACCACAUGGAAAGAAGGAUCUGGAUCCGGUGUGAAUGCCCUGAUUGGGCUCAGUGAUUUUCAGUCUUUGCAGAAACCGCACAGAUUCUGAUCCACAUUUGUUCUGCAUUCAGUGUAAACGAGGCAUAAACCUUAAAUAGGGAAAUAUUUUUGAAUAAACUGGUUUUGAUAUUUUUUAGUGUUCUAUAAAAAUACUAUGUUCAUGCAAAUAUGUUCGAGCUAAGAGCUGGGGCUCGUUUGCUGCAGUUGGCUGCUAACCAGCUGACUUAACCCUCAUCGCUGACAGAUCUAUCUAUGCAAACAUGAGGAACAAAAUUUGGUUUUCAUACCCAUUAAUCCUGCUUUCUCUCUCCCUCUGUGUGGGUGAAAUUACACCCAUCACUCAGUUUUCAUUUCUGCAGACUGCGCAUGUGUCUGUCCCAGCCAAGUCUGCUGGUUCUGACCAAACCAGAGUAACAACUAAGAUCAGAUGCAUUGUUUUGAAAAGUGCUUGAUUUACAAAAAUCUGAGAUAUUUUUCUAGCUUUUCAGCAAAAGUUUAAUUAAUGUAACACAAGAUGGAUUAUUAUUAAGAUCUUUCAGUUAUUUGGAAAUGUUGACGUUACAAUAUUUAUUUAAAGAGGAAGGGAUUAAGGGUGUGUUUUAAAGAACGAAAUAGAGAAGAGCUCCAUUAUUUAUCCAGUUAUUGACACGCAGGUAGAAUAAACACAAAUAUAAGCUUCUCCAAUAAUUUUGUUUUCCAGUUAAAAUUGAGAAUGAAUGGGAAAAUUCAUAAGUUUGACACAUUUGUGGCUUUAUACGCACGGAAGAGUUUUUAUUGUUUUAUACAGAUAAAUUAAACAUUUGUCAAAGA